AUCGACGCAGACAAACAGAGAUAAACCCGACGGCGCAAAGAGAGAAAAGCGAAAGUGGUGAAGAACAAGGCAGUUGGCAUCCGCGGUGGGCGUCGAGGCGGCCAGAGAGAGACAGGAUUCAGUGUGGCUUUACCGCCUGUGAGGGAAGGAGAGUUAUUACCGGAGCUCCGUGCGGAAGGGGGUAGAGAUAGUGCCGUGAAAAAAGUGACACGCAGGGGCGUCCCGAGACUCAGGCGAAAGACAGCUUUGUUGCCGCCGAGACAAAGUUGCCAGGCCUUUGCCAUAGAAAAGAUAGUGAUCUGCGGACCUAAUCGGACUUAGCGGGACUCGAGAUGCGUCCGGAGGCGGAGUAAGGCCCGAGACCGAGACCGACGCCGAGACCGACGCCAGCAGCCAUGAGGUUCUUCAAGAAGGACGUCGCGGCGGCCAGCCCGGCCCACGCCAAGGGCGUCAACCACAACAACAAUGUGCACAUCAUCGAGGACCCGAGGAAGCAGGUGUAUCACUGGCAGAGUGAGGGGGGGGGGAAGAAGUCCUCGGUGGAUGACAUGGUCCUCCUCACCAAGAUCACUGAAUCUGCCAUUGCUGAGAACUUAAAGAAGAGGUUUAUGGAAGACAAAAUUUACACCUACAUUGGGCCUGUGCUUGUUGCCGUGAACCCCUUCAAACAACUGCCUUACUUUGGAGAACGUGAAAUUGAGAUGUAUCAGGGUGCAGCGCAGUAUGAGGUUCCGCCUCACAUAUAUUCAAUUGCUGAUACAAUGUACCGGAACAUGUUGAUCGAUUCAGAUAGCCAGUGUGUCAUCAUAAGCGGUGAAUCUGGAGCAGGAAAGACCGUCUCCGCAAAGUUUAUAAUGAACUAUAUAACUCGCAUAUCUGGAGGUGGACAGAGAGUCCAACAUGUUAAAGACAUUAUACUGGAGUCAAAUCCUUUGCUAGAAGCCUUUGGAAAUGCAAAGACAACCAGAAACAACAAUUCCUCAAGAUUUGGAAAAUAUAUAGAAAUUCAGUUUUCUAGUGGUGGUGAACCUCUUGGAGGAAAGAUUUCAAAUUUUCUGUUGGAGAAGUCGAGGGUUCACUCGCUCAACGAGGGCGAGCGCAACUUCCACAUCUUCUAUCAGCUAUGUGCAGGAGCAACAGGUGACAUGAAAAACAACUUGGGAAUUUCCACACCGGAUUAUUUUUCCUACCUCAGCCAGAGUGGCGUAUAUAAGGUGGAUGGCACCAAUGACGCGCAUGAAUUCCAAGAAACACUCAGAGCAAUGUCUGUGAUGGGCAUAGCAGAAGAGAGGCAGAUGGACAUUCUGUCUGUUGUUGCAGCCAUUCUGCACAUGGGCAACAUUUCUUUUGUAGAGCAGAACAAUGCGGCCACUAUAGCUGAUGAAGCAUAUCUGCAGUUCCCUGCCUACCUCCUGGGGAUAGACGCCCAGAAAUUAGGCCAGAAGCUCACCAGCCGCGUGUUCGACAGCAAGUGGGGAGGGAAGUCGGAGAGAGUGGACGUCACACUCAAUCUGGAACAGGCUCAGUUUGCUCGGGAUGCCUGGUGUAAAGGACUCUAUUCAAGGAUGUUUGAUUAUAUUGUUGAGACUGUCAAUAAAGCUAUGGUUACCGAUGCCAACUUAUUCAGCAUUGGCAUCCUCGACAUUUAUGGCUUUGAAAUAUUUGGUCGCAAUGGAUUUGAGCAGUUUUGCAUCAACUAUGUGAAUGAGAAACUGCAGCAGAUUUUCAUUGAGUUGACGCUGAAGAGUGAACAAGAAGAAUACAAGUCUGAGGGAAUUCAAUGGAAGCCCAUUGAAUUUUUCAACAAUAAAGUUGUAUGUGACCUCAUUGAGAGCAAGAGACCCCCUGGAAUCAUGUGCAUAUUGGACGACACGUGUGCUACCAUGAGCGCUGUUUCCGAGGGAGCUGAUGAUGAGUUCCGUAACAAGAUGAGCUCACAGGUCGGGAGCAAUCCUCACUACCAGCCUUUCAACCACGGCUUCACCAUUAAGCAUUACGCAGGAAACGUCUCCUACCAUGUUGAAAACUUCUGUGAGAAGAAUAGAGAUGUGCUUUUUACAGACAUUAUUGAGGUCAUGCAAGGAAGCACCAACACGUUCAUCCGCAGCCUCUUCCCUGACGUGCUUCAAAAGGGGUCCAAGACGCGGCCAACCACGGCAGGCACGAAGAUCCGCACUCAGGCCAAUGAGUUAGUCACGACGCUGAUGAAGUGUGUCCCUCACUACAUUCGCUGCAUCAAGCCCAAUGAAACUAAGAAGCCCCACGACUGGGAUGAACAAAUGGUUAAGCAUCAGGUGGAAUAUUUGGGUUUAAAGGAGAACAUCAAAGUCAAGCGAGCAGGAUUCGCGUACCGCCGUCCUUACCAGAAAUUCCUGCACAGGUACGCCAUCCUCACCAAGGAGACGUGGCCAGCUUGGCAUGGAGAGCCCACAGAAGGCAUACAUGUCAUAAUGCGCAGCGUCAACAUGGAUCCCGCGCAGUACCAGAUCGGACGAAGUAAAAUAUUUGUGAAGGACCCGGAGUCACUCUACAUGUUAGAAGAAUCAAGAGAGCGCAAGUUCGACCACUAUGCAAGAGUCAUCCAGAAGGCAUUCAAAAAAUACUUUAGUAAGCAGAGGUAUCUAAAGGAGAAAAUGGCAGCUAGUGAUCUUCUAGUGAACAGGAAGGAACGUCGCAGGAAUUCCCUGAACAGAAACUUCUACGGAGAUUAUAUUGGUGUUGAGUACAAACCAGGCCUAACAGCACUGAUUCCAAGGAGAGAUAAGGUGGAGUUUGCGCUGACAGUGGACAAAUUUGACCGUAGGUUUAAGAGGACCAAAAGAGAUCUCAUCUUGACCAAAUCCCACUUGUACUUGAUUGGGCGAAUGCAGGUCAAGAAAGGGCCAGAAAAAGGUCUGAUCAAAGAUGUCAUCAAGAGGAAAAUCGACUUGGAAAAUCUCUCUCAAGCUACUCUGUCCACCUACCAAGAUGACUUGGUCCUAAUCCACGUCCGGAAUGACUACGAGUCGUUGCUGGAAAUACGCUUCAAGACGGAAUUUCUGAUGGUUCUCAACAACAAAUUGAAAGAAAGAUAUAACAGAGAGCUGCCUCUGAACUUCAUUAACAGCUUCGACUUCCGAGUGAAGAAAACCGGGUGGGGAGGAGGGGGGACUAGGCGAGUCAGAUUCACAGACGGAACCACAGACGAGCCCCUUUUCUCGUCUUCUGGUUCUACGCUGUCUGUCAAGAUUGCACAUGGCCUGUCUUCCACCUCAAGGCCUGGUAUACAUGUGAUAACGCCGGAUAUAAGAAUUCUUGCCAAUGAGAUGAGAUCCAAGAGUAAUAACAUCCCUGGCUCAAGAAGAAACCUGCAGCCGCCCAUUAUGAAUAAUGUAAACAGGAGCCCCAGUGGAAGUCCCCUUGCUAGGCCCUCUGGACCAGCCCCAAAACCCCCUGGCCUAAUGGGAGUUUCCCCAAGACCUAGAGGAGCCGUGGGACCACAGUUCCGACCCCCAGUUGCUCAGCCAGUGACAAAUCCUGGAUUCCCACGUCCUCCUGUAGGAAGAAUGCCACUGAAUCCUGGAGGAGGACCUCCUGCCUUUAGAUUGCCUGGGAUGGGUAAUCCUCCAAUUCAAGCCGUGCAGCCACCUCCGCCACCUAGUGAUCCUUGUCCAGACAAUCAGCCGAGCAUCGGGAAUGGAAGCUUGCGUAGUGUGAACAGACCCCCAGCAACUCUACCCACAAAACCACCUAUUAAUAGACCGAAGCCUACAGUACCUCAAGUCAGGGCACUCUAUGGGUAAUUACAAUAUUGUGUUUUU
This is a messenger RNA of Penaeus monodon (black tiger shrimp), 3800 nucleotides long. RefSeq names its product unconventional myosin-Ie-like. Bases 396 to 3782 code for a protein of 1128 amino acids. Gene Ontology annotation, cellular component: actin cytoskeleton; plasma membrane; cytoplasm. The record is from RefSeq and is a predicted model, not a curated record. NCBI's taxonomy places the organism in Eukaryota, Metazoa, Arthropoda, Malacostraca, Decapoda, Penaeidae. Gene Ontology annotation, molecular function: actin filament binding; microfilament motor activity; ATP binding. The transcript has 19 exons. Gene Ontology annotation, biological process: vesicle transport along actin filament; actin filament organization.